Molecule: messenger RNA, 1348 nt
Organism: Neltuma alba
Lineage: Eukaryota; Viridiplantae; Streptophyta; Magnoliopsida; Fabales; Fabaceae
Product: eukaryotic translation initiation factor 3 subunit I
Exons: 8
Coding region: 81-1061 (326 amino acids)
Biological process (GO): cytoplasmic translational initiation
Cellular component (GO): eukaryotic translation initiation factor 3 complex, eIF3m; cytoplasm
Molecular function (GO): RNA binding; translation initiation factor activity; protein binding
Source: RefSeq, a predicted model, not a curated record
GAACCCUAAACCUUUCUUUCUUCCUGGUACCACAAACUCGCAGAAGGUGGUUUCUUCUCUCUAGAGUUAAAGAAACAACCAUGAGGCCGAUUUUGAUGAAGGGCCAUGAGAGGCCAUUGACGUUUCUCAAGUACAACAGAGAUGGAGAUCUUCUCUUCUCUUGUGCGAAGGAUCACAACCCCACCGUCUGGUUCGCCGACAACGGUGAACGCUUGGGCACUUAUCGUGGACACAACGGCGCUGUUUGGUGCUGCGAUGUAUCAAGGGAUUCAAUGCGACUUAUAACGGGCAGUGCGGAUCAGACGGCGAAGCUAUGGGAUGUUCAAACUGGGCAGCAGUUGUUCACGUUCAAUUUUGAUUCUCCUGCUAGGUCUGUGGAUUUCGCUGUGGCCGACAAGCUCGCUGUCAUCACAACUGAUCCCUUCAUGGAAUUGCCUUCUGCAAUUCAUGUCAAACGCAUUGCUAGAGACAACAGUGACCAAACUGGCGAAUCUAUACUUGUCAUUAAAGGUCCUCAGGGAAGAAUAAAUAGAGCCAUCUGGGGUCCACUAAACAAAACCAUUAUUAGUGGUGGAGAAGAUGCAGUGAUCCGUUUAUGGGAUUCUGAGACGGGAAAGCUACUUAAGGAGGUGGACAAGGAAUCUGGCCACAAGAAGACAAUAACAUCUCUUGCAAAAUCUGCUGAUGGUUCCCAUUUCUUGACUGGAUCCCUUGAUAAAUCAGCUAAGCUUUGGGAUGCCAGAUCAUUGUCUCUUAUCAAGACAUAUGUAACAGAGCGCCCAGUCAAUGCAGUGGCCAUGUCACCUCUUCUUGAUCAUGUGGUGCUUGGAGGUGGUCAGGACGCAUCAGCUGUUACCACUACUGAUCAUCGUGCCGGAAAAUUUGAAGCCAAGUUUUUUGAUAAGAUUCUUCAAGAAGAAAUUGGUGGUGUGAAGGGGCAUUUUGGACCAAUUAAUGCACUUGCUUUUAACCCUGAUGGCAGGAGCUUUUCAAGUGGAGGUGAAGAUGGUUAUGUAAGGUUGCAUCAUUUUGACCCAGAUUACUUCAAUGUUAAAAUUUAGGCCUUGAGAGUGUUCUUUUGUAUUAGAUAUGGGAUCAGAGAGGAAUUUAACUUGUAAUUUCUCGCACUUCAUGUAAUCCCCAACGUGAUUAUAAAAGCUGCUAUGGGGCUUUGAGGCUGUUUGUGCUAGAGUUUUAUGCAUUAAAUUAUUUCUUUACGUUUGUUGUAAAAUUCAUCAAUUUUGAGAAGUCUUGCGGGGUUUUAUGCUACUUUAGAAUAGAAGGAAAGAGAGAACAAAUGAGUACAUUGUUCAUUAAUGAUAAUAAAUAUAUAAUAGAUGUUAUAUUU